CCUUCUUCAACACAAUAAAAAGUCUUUGGCCUGAACACUUGACAUUUUGCAGAUGCAAAUCAGAAGAUGGUGUUUAAUAUAACCGCUAUCAAAACUUCAUCAAAUGGGGCUUGGCAGGGAGAUAAUCCGCUAGACUUUGCCUUUCCACUGUUAAUAGUUCAAACGACUCUGAUUCUCCUGGUUAGCCGCUUCCUCGCUUUCCUCCUCAAGCCCCUUCGCCAGCCCAAAGUCAUUGCCGAGAUUAUUGGUGGAAUUUUGCUGGGCCCAUCGGCUUUUGGGCGAAACAAGAAUUACUUGCAUCGUAUAUUUCCGAAAUGGAGCACUCCGAUACUCGAAUCAGUGGCGGAUAUCGGCCUUCUCUUCUUUCUUUUCCUGGUUGGCCUUGAACUUGAUUUGAAUUCGAUUCGUCGGAGUGGCAAAAGAGCCAUUGGGAUUGCCUUUGCCGGCAUCUCAGUCCCUUUCAUUUGCGGAAUCGGCGUCGCUUUUGUCCUCCGAAACAGAAUCGACGGCCUUAAAGAAGUCGGCUAUGGCCAGUUCCUUGUGUUCAUGGGAGUGGCUCUCUCCAUCACAGCGUUUCCUGUUCUCGCCCGCAUUUUAGCCGAGCUCAAACUACUCACAACUCAAGUGGGCGAGACAGCCAUGGCGGCUGCCGCAUUCAACGACGUAGCUGCGUGGAUCCUUUUGGCACUGGCCGUUGCCCUUGCCGGUGACGGAGACGGCGGAGAAAAGAAAAGCCCGUUAAUAGCAAUAUGGGUACUCCUUUCCGGCCUAGCUUUUGUUAUUUUCAUGUUUGUAGCAAUACGCCCGGUAAUGAAAUGGGUCGGCCGUCGGUGCUCACCGGAGCACGAUGUCGUUGAUGAAGCUUACAUAUGUUUAACCUUAGCCGGAGUAAUGGUAUCUGGAUUCGUCACCGACCUUAUCGGAAUCCACUCAAUAUUUGGUGCUUUUGUUUUCGGAUUAAUCAUUCCCAAAGGAGAGCAUUUUGCGGAGAGAUUGAUAGAGAGGAUUGAAGAUUUCGUGUCGGGUUUGCUUCUGCCACUUUACUUUGCAUCGAGUGGGCUAAAGACAGACGUGACCACGAUUCACGGCGUGGCGGCGUGGGGGAUGUUGGGGCUCGUUAUAACAACCGCGUGUGCCGGCAAGAUUAUCGGAACUUUUGCAGUGGCCAUGAUGUUUAUGAUUCCAGCCAGGGAAUCCAUCACGCUUGGUGUGCUGAUGAAUACUAAAGGAUUGGUUGAACUCAUUGUCCUCAACAUUGGCAAGGAGAAGAAGGUGCUCAACGAUGAGAGUUUUGCAAUUCUAGUCCUAAUGGCGCUCUUCACCACCUUCAUUACAACGCCAACAGUAAUGGCCAUCUACAAGCCAGCUCGCCGCGCCUCUCCUCUAACUCAUCGCAAGCUUCGUGAUUUAUCCAAUACUAAUGACUCGAACUCCAAGGACGAGCUUAGAAUCCUCGCUUGCAUUCACGGCCCUGGUAACAUAUCCUCGUUCAUCAGCCUCAUUGAGGCAGCCAGAAGCACGAAGAAACGGCUUAAACUCUUCAUCAUGCACCUCGUUGAACUCACUGAACGCUCUUCUUCAAUCAUCAUGGUCCAACGUGCCAGGAAGAACGGCUUUCCGUUCAUCAAUCGGUUUCGUCGUGGCCAGAGGCAUGACAACAUCGCCGAGGCGUUUCAGGCCUACGGUCAACUCGGCCGAGUUUCCAUUAGGACCACAACGGCAAUCUCUCCUUUGUCCACAAUGCAUGAAGAUAUCUGUCACGUGGCGGAGGAAAAGCGAGUGACAAUGAUCAUAUUGCCUUUCCAUAAACAAUGGAGAGGUGAUGAACCAAUGGAGAAUAUUGGCCAUGGUUGGCGAGGAGUUAAUCAGAGGGUUCUAAAGCAAGCCCCGUGUUCUGUAGGAUUACUUGUGGACCGUGGAUUAAGUAAUGGGUCCCAAACCCCAGGGCCUAAUUCUACCGUAGGCCAAAAGAUUUGCAUGAUAUUUUUUGGUGGACCUGACGACCGUGAGGCUCUAGAGUUGGGUGGCAUGAUGGCAGAACAUCCGGCAGUUAAAGUGACUGUUAUUAGGUUCGUUGAGAAAGAUGUUUUGGAAAGUGACGGCGUCGUUUUAAGGCCCGCGCCAUCGAGGUGCAGAGAACAGAAUUACAGCUUCUCCACCGCCAAAAUGAACCGGGAAAAAGAGAAGGAGCUAGACGACACUGCGUUGGGUGAAUUUAAGAGCAAGUGGGAUGGGGUGGCAGAUUGCGUGGAGAAGGUGACUAGCAACAUUGUUGAGGGAGUAUUAACGAUAGGACGGAGCAGUGCAUAUGAUCUUGUAGUCGUCGGAAAAGGCAGAUUUCCGUCAAGUAUGGUGGCGAAACUUGCGGACCGCCAAGCUGAGCACGCAGAGUUGGGGCCAAUAGGAGACAUUUUGACGUCUUCAGGGCAAGGCAUUUUGUCUUCUGUGCUUGUGGUUCAACAGCAUGAUACAGCGCACGCCGAAGAGACUCCGGUGACAAAGAUCCGGCAGUCUGAGUAUGUGAAAUUCAAGGGCAAUGUUGCCAGCCCAGGAGAGAUUUCAAAGGCUGUGUAAUAGGUGAUUUCCGGUAAAAAUUGUAUAUCUGUAAUUGAGCGGUCUAAGCUUCCAAAAUUUCGGAUUUUUAGUUCUUUUAAUGUCUGAGGUGGACGGUUCUAUCUCUGUCCAGAAGAAAAUAUAAUAAAUGGAAAGAGAUCAUGGAAAUUGAACCUUCAA
Molecule: messenger RNA, 2733 nt
Organism: Mangifera indica (mango)
Lineage: Eukaryota; Viridiplantae; Streptophyta; Magnoliopsida; Sapindales; Anacardiaceae
Product: cation/H(+) antiporter 20
Biological process (GO): regulation of pH; proton transmembrane transport
Cellular component (GO): endomembrane system; membrane
Molecular function (GO): antiporter activity
Source: RefSeq, a predicted model, not a curated record